AUAAGGACCCUCUCUGUAGAUAACCGUGCGCGCGGGCGAAAUCGCGUCAUCCAGCCCACUAGAUAGGUAGUAGACACCUCGCACUCCUCCUCCACCGUACCUGUACACCCACGCGCUACCCCGCGCCGACCAACGCAACCACCGCCACCACGAAUACCAGAAGCAUAAACAUGUCAGCCCUCGGCGAGGGCAGCAGCAGCCGCAGUAGUAGUCACGAUCGUCCCCCACCGCUCGCAGAUACCCGUCGGCCGCGAAGAUGGAGCCUUAGUAAUCCCCACCGGCUCCGCCGCAAGAAGGCGCUUCGGAAUGCUCCUGCUCGGCCUCGUGGUGUUCCUGUGGGUGUCGAGUAACUUCUUGACUUAUGCAAUAUUUUCGGACGAUACUUACUCAAAGCCGUAUUUCGUCACAUACCUGAACACGUCCAUGUUCUGUUUGUAUCUCAUCCCGUCCGGGGUACGGUGGUAUCGGGCGAGGCGGCGGGGAGGCGGAGAGGUGCAGGCGGGUGUGAGGGAAGCGCUGCUUGCUGCGGAGGACAGGGAGGAGGAGGGGGAGGAGGGUGCUGGGAGAGCCGGGAAGCCCGCCGUCGUGGAGGGCAGGCUGAAUACCCGGGAGACGAUGCAGCUCAGCGCCGAGUUCUGUCUCGUCUGGUUCUUCGCAAACUACUUCAACUCCUACUGCCUGAAAUUCACCUCCGUCCCCUCAGCAACGAUCCUCUCCAGUACCUCGGCGAUGUUCACGCUCCUCCUCGGCAGCCUCCUGCAGAUCGAGCGCUUCACGCCGACCAAGCUCGUCAGCGUCAUCGUCUCCCUCGUCGGCAUCAGCCUGAUCGCCACAACCGACCUGAUCCCCACCUCCAACACGACCACGCAGCGCUCCACACUCGAAAUUUUCCUUGGCGACUUCAUGGCGCUCCUCUCCGCUUUGGCGUACGCGACGUACAUCACGCUCCUCAAAGCGCGCGUCGGACACGAGUCCCGCAUCGACAUGCAGCAAUUCUUCGGUUUCGUGGGGCUGAUCAACGUGCUAUUCCUGUGGCCGGGGCUCGUUCUCUUCCACUACCUUGGCGGGGAGCCAUUCUCGCUGCCGCCGCAUGGCCGCGUCUGGGCUAUCGUCCUCGUCAACGCCACUAUCACCCUGGUCUCGGAUUAUUGCUGGGCCUAUGCUAUGCUGCUCACGUCCCCGCUGCUGGUUACCGUGGGUCUGAGUCUCACGAUCCCGCUGGCACUGCUGGGACAGAUGCUGCUAAUGGGCACGGUCGCGGGGGUCUGGUAUUGGGCGGGCGCCGCGUGCGUGUUUGUCGCUUUUUGGAUGCUGAAUCGUGAGCAAGAUUAGGGGGGAGGGAGGGGGGAUA
Molecule: messenger RNA, 1351 nt
Organism: Tricharina praecox
Lineage: Eukaryota; Fungi; Ascomycota; Pezizomycetes; Pezizales; Pyronemataceae
Exons: 4
Coding region: 307-1332 (341 amino acids)
Biological process (GO): regulation of peptide transport
Source: RefSeq, a predicted model, not a curated record